ACUUAUGAAAUGGUACAACCUUAACCAGCGCUCGAAAGCCUUCGGCAGACAAGAAUGGCGAGCAUCUUCUCAAAAGUAACAGCGCAAUUGCAGCGCUACACGCAGCUAGCUCAUGCUGAUGAGAUUGGUAGCAGAAACAGAGGCCCAAGCGGCUCAGCACAGGCAGAGGCGCACCGCGGCGUGCCCGUGUUCGCGGUUCCCCUCCUCAUCGCGGCGGUGUUUGCGGUGUCGUCUGCCGCCACCGUCUUCAGCCUCAUGCCGGAGGUGCCCGCCAUCACACUCGCGGCCUGGCGCCUGCAGCUGACCUCCGUGCUCCUGGGCCUGGGCGCGGCGCACCAGUGGCGGGGCUUGUCCGCAGACGACCGCGCCCGCACCCUGGGCUCGGCGGCCUGGCUGGCCGGCAGCGGCGCCUGCCUGGCCGUGCACUUCGGCGCGUGGGUGUGGGGCCUGCAGCACACCAGCCUCACGCACUCGCUGCUGAUGGUGUCAGCGACGCCGCUGUUGCUGGCGGCGCUGGCCCUGGCGACCGGGUCUCCAAUCUCGAGGGGCGAGGUCGGGGGUGCGCUGCUGGGGCUAGCAGGCGCGGUGGUGCUGUCGGUCGGGGCCACCGGCGGCCGUGAGGCGCAGGCGGGUCUUGCGGGGGACCUGGCGUCCCUGCUGGCGUCGGCGGUGAUGGUGGGGUACCUGUCAGUGGGUCGGCGGCUGCGGCAGUGGAUGCCCAUCUUCAUAUACGCCUUCCCCGUCACAGGCUCUGCCGCGCUGGCGCUCACGCUAGGCGGACUAGCGUUGGAGCCGGUCACACUGCUGGGGAGUGGCAGCCAUGGCUCGCUGGGCUGGCUUACGUCGGCCCACUACGCGCCCUGGGUGCUGUACCUGGCGCUAGGACCCGGCAUCGUGGGGCACACAGGCUUCAACACGCUGCUGCGAUACCUGUCGCCGCUCACGGUGGCGCUGGCGUUCCAGAUGGAGCCGCUAGUGGGGUCGGUGAUCGGGUGGGCGGCGGGCGUCAUGUCGCCGCCAGGGGCGCUGACGUACGGCGGUGGGGCGCUGGUGGUCGUGGCAACGAUCUUUGUCACGAUAGCCAGCGCUGAUCGGGAGCGGCAGGAGGAGGCGGGCAAGGCCACUGCGGCCAAGCAGGAGCUGGUGCCGGCGGCCAGCUGGGAGAGUGAAGAUUGCGGGGCGGCAGGGGGGUUAGGGGGACCAGGGAGAGGAACGGCAGGGCAAGAGGAUGAGGAGGCGCAGCGGCUGCUGGUAGCUAGGGGCUCGCCGUCUUGAGGAUGAGUGAUGCGAGAACGGACCAAUACUUUGGGGCUGCGGCGGAUUUGCAGGUAGCGCGGGGUCAUGCGUACAAACGCUUCAGAAGCGGAAUGCAGUGAUCCGCCAAUUGGUAUGGUGCUGCUGCUGCUGCUACUGCCGCGGCCAGCGCCAUCGCCUCCACCUGCGCCUGUCUACGGAUGGGGGGACGUGGCCGUCGCAGGUCCUAACGUAGAUGGCUUCGGCAGCUUGAGUCGCGCUAGGAUGCGUGAGUUGGAUGUCUAGGACGUGGACAUGGCCGUGACGUGCACCAUUGUUGGUGCGCGUGCACCCAGCCCGAUGAUGGCCCCAGCCUGAGGGACAAGCGUGAUUCUGGUAGUACCCUGGCGGGGGCGGGGUCAAAACCCAAACCCGGUAUGGUUGGAGGGGAAAUCGGGGGCAACCGCGGAGGUGGGCCACGUUGCGUGGGGUCUUGCGUUGCAUGGGCACUCGCCGACAUUCCGACAUG
Molecule: messenger RNA, 1762 nt
Organism: Chlamydomonas reinhardtii
Lineage: Eukaryota; Viridiplantae; Chlorophyta; Chlorophyceae; Chlamydomonadales; Chlamydomonadaceae
Exons: 7
Coding region: 256-1275 (339 amino acids)
Cellular component (GO): membrane
Source: RefSeq, a predicted model, not a curated record